Messenger RNA from Alexandromys fortis (reed vole), 5238 nucleotides. RefSeq names its product maestro heat like repeat family member 9 (gene Mroh9). The record is from RefSeq and is a predicted model, not a curated record. NCBI's taxonomy places the organism in Eukaryota, Metazoa, Chordata, Mammalia, Rodentia, Cricetidae. Bases 931 to 3720 code for a protein of 929 amino acids. The transcript has 21 exons. Gene Ontology annotation, cellular component: cytoplasm.
UUUGAAAACAACAACAAAACCUAACUUAAACUGUAGCGACAUUCCCCUGCGUUAAUAAAUGGUUAUGGAUUGGAUAUCAUUAAGAGGCAUAAAUCUGUUUAAAUUAUAACUAAACCCCAGCAAUACAGUUUAUAGUGGUAGCAGCUACAAAUGGAAUCUUUCCGAAGGUUGAAAAGAAACAGAGGGGAAGUUCCUACUGGGAACAGAACGGUAAGAAGACCAGUGGGUUUCGAGGUGGUGGAUAUGGAUUCGUUGCUGCUGCUGCUGCUAUUGUUUUACAAAGAAUCACACACUGAGAAAGUACAAUUUGUAAUGAAUACAAUGAAAAGCCUGUCUGUAGAAAGAAUUUAAAGACAAACCUCAAUGUUGUUGGUCCCAGUAGUCCUGCCUCAUAAAAUUAAAGAUUAGAACUAAGUCUCGGAAUGUACUAGCUUUUCUUUGCUCAUUAAGAUGAAGGGGUUUCACAGCUAUAAUGAAGGGCAAUGAGAAAUCGUCUUUGAGUUAAUCUAAAGAGAGAGUAUCCAAGCGGGCCCAAGUUAACCUCACAAGCCCUGUAAUUCUUGCUUUAGUCUGUUGGAAACAAGACAGUGUGGGAGGCCCAUGGCAUGGUCUUUAUGAUGGGGAGCCGGAGGUGGGUUCUAGGAGCUGAGCCACAGCCACCAGAGAACAAGGCUCAGGCCUGAGAGGCCAGAGAAGUGAGUUACACCAAUAACCUAAGUGAGCUUGGAAGAGGAUGCCCACACAGCUUGAUGAGACAGCAGUACUGGCUCCCACCGUUGUGUCUGGGAAAGAGGAACCCUGAGCAGAGGGCAUGAAGAGCCCAUGCUUAGUUUUGGACCCAGAGAGGCUGAAGUGACUAAGGGUUGGUGUUCAUUAGGAAACUGAGUGUGCGGUGCUUGCAGACCUAAGCUGGAAAUUAAUGUAUGUGUCAUGUCUUGUAACAACGUAGUGUCAAAUGGACAGAGUAAUACCCAACGAUCAGAAAGGUCCAGCUGUUGUAUUAAUGCCCUGCACUCUCUUGCAGCACCAUUGGAAAACUCUAACUCACCUGGCAGCAUGGUACAAGAAAUUUCAAGUACAAUGACUCAUCUCCGGACCCUGCAGUCCACUAUGAAGUGGCACCAAGUGGAGUUUGAAGCUGAAAUGCUAAUGGAUGCAUACUCAGGCCUGUUAAGUGAUCAAUCCAUUAUCUUGUCCAUGAACUCUAGUUUCGUUGAUCCGCUGCUGCAGUUUGAGUCACAGUUGGGGAUAUUAGAGUUAUCUUUCAGAAGUGUAUUUUCCUUGCCAGAUCUUAGCACAGUGCAAGCAUUGGGGAAAAACUCCGAGAACGCCCAGGACCUGGAGAAUUUAUAUGAAAGUAUUUUCAACAUGUAUGAAGAUACUCUUAUUAUUUUAGUGUCUAAAGAUUUCUACAAGAUACAUAUCUUAAAGGAAAUGGCCAUGUGGAUAAAUCAGAAUAAACAGUACCUGCAAGAACGAGCCAUGACGAUCAUCACCAGAGUGCUAAUCUUUGCAGCCAAGAGAGUCAGGAAAUAUCCAAGCAUCGAUGUCCCGUGUUUAGGUCUCCUGGUAGCAGAGCUCUCACUCCUGUGUUCCCACAAAAAACCCUCAGUCGUACAGCUAGCAACCACAGGGAUGAAUUACGUCCUCUACAUUGGAAUAUGUCAGAACUCUAACAUUGAAAAACACAGGUCAAGUUUUGGAGAAACCGAUAACCCCAGGGUGAUAGCUUCUGAAUUUGAAUUACUACCCAAGGACAUACAAGGAGACAGAAACAAAAUUGCCAAGAGUGUGGGACAAAUACUACUACCCACCUUUCUGACUGACUUUGUGUGGACCCUCCUGAAGAAACUUUCCUCUCCUGAUGAUGAGACAGCCUCGGAGGCCGCGUCCUUACUGACGCUGACUUUGGAAUAUCAUGCUCAGAAGAUCACCAUGGUGUCUAAAAUUGUGGACGACAUUUAUGAGCAGCUCACUUGGAAUUCUUCCCACACCAUGAAGGAUGUCUUGCUGCGAGUCAUCAGCCUGCUGAUAAGAGCAUCCCCUAAGAAGGUGAUCUUUCAACUCAUGGAGUUCCCAGUCCCUGCAGACAAGGCUCUGCUUCUGAUGUGGCAAGCGGCGAGCACCGAGUCAAGUGUUGCGCCCCAAGUGCUGAAGACGAUCUUGUCGAUACUGAAAGGAAAGCCUGGGGAGUUGGAGGAAACCCUGGUAGAAAGAAGGCGCUUCUCCCUGGAUGCCACCAACUUGAUGCCUGUGGCGGCAUCCCAGGCCCUGUGCACAUUUCUACCUGUGAAUUCCUAUAGGAAAGUGGUGACCAAGCUUUUCCCCGAGUUCCUGAUGGCCCUCAUGCUUCAACUCUUCUACUGCAGCCAGCUUCUAAAAGACACGGCCAAGGACAGACCUCUCUACGUACGAGAUGGCCUGAAGGUUCUGCUGAAUUGCUCUGGACUAGAAGAAGUGCACGAUGCUCUAGAGAAAAAGAAUUUCUGGGACCAGUUUUCUCAAGUCAUGGAUCACCAGUACGGGAUCCAAGUCAUUGCCAAAACUCUCAGUGAAUGUAACUUCCCACAGUUCCCAGAGACCCUACAUUAUGUCUACAAGAUUGCAGUAGAAGGUCCUAGAAGAUCAGAAGACAGUAUCGUCACAAUAAUAUUCUUUGCUGAAUUACUGAACAACUUCUUCAAGGAAUCAUUACCUGAGGAAUUUUUGGUUCUCUUCAGAAACUGGAUUAAUGAUUCCAAUCCUUCAGUUAGCAAAAUGAGCCUUCAGAAAAUCGCAAGCAUGGCACCCGUUUUCAGCAAAAUAGAAAGUGUCUGCAACCUGUUACUCCCAAUCUUGGAUGCUUUUCUCUCCAAAGAGCACACUGUUAUCAUCCGGGCAAUGCUCACUCUCCGAAACAUUUUGAACAAACUGGACAAGGCCAUGUACUCCACAGUGUGUGUCAGGAUCGCUUCCAGCUACUGCCCUCUUAUGGAUCAUGUUAAUGGUUGCAUUCAGUGCAUGGCCAUUCGUCACUUUGGUGAAUUACUUGUGGAUAUGAAUCAAUACAAAUGGAUGCUGAACCAUAUAAUCCUAGGAAGCCUUGUGCCCAUGAUCCUGUUUUUGGAGUCUACAGAAACAAGAAUUGCGAAUGCUUGCAGAUAUACAUUAACUAUCUGUGUCUCACAACUAAAAUGGUCAACAUCAUAUCUGCUCCAAGAGGAAAAUUACAAUUUUGAGUCAGUGGUUCUCAGCAUCUGCAACAACCUUCUUCCCUCUUAUGAGAGUUACAUUACAGACUUAAUAUCUGACACCUUAGGGUUCCUGGGGAGCUCUCGAUACUUUCUGAAAAGAGGAGCCAUUAUAUUAGUAGGGUACUUGGGAAAAUCUGGAGCACAUCUACUACUCAGGGAUGAAGUUGAUGUCAUGAUUGAGGUUAUUGAACGCGUGGCUCGGGAUGAAGAUCCUAUGAACAAGAGGUUGGCAGAAAUAACCCAUAAGCUUUUUAAAGAAAUAGCCUAUCAAAUCGCCUCUUCCACCAUCAAACAAACCUUUCGAAGAUGGGUUAAGAUGUUUCAUACCAAAAAAUUGAAGCCCAUUUAUGACUUGGCCAAUAUUAUUAAGGAAAUUAUGGAAGACUUAGAAGUAAGUGCCGAAGAUAGCCCGGUGGAUCUUGCUAACAAGAAAUCCGAAUAUACCUUUGAAAAUCACGAUUUGUACUUAACCUCAGACCAUGUUUAAGUCCUUUUCUGAGGAAUACUAAAAGUUGUCACCAGCCCUUCUAGUUAUUAAAAUAUAUGAAUCUGAGAAGUCUGCCACCUGUCUGACAAUAAGAAAACCCUUUCUAUGCAGCACUGGAAAUCUAGAUGCAUUCUUACGCUCUCUUGGCCCAGCUGGGCAGACACUGUUUCCAUCCUGUCUUAACAUCCUGGUUGAAAAUUUCUCCCAUUUCCUUUAUCAGAUUGUACCAAAAUCAUUGCCUUCUCUUUUCUUACUGAACAGACUUUUUUUUGAAAGCACGCACCGUAGAACACACAGCACCUGGCAUCUGAUGGAAAAAAAAUAAAACCACUCUGAACACUUGCCAGAUGAGUUCAAUGCAGAUAGAACAUAUCACUUUCAUGCUUUGUGACAUGUGAGUAGUGGUAUGUCAUCGCCACAUACUUGUAAGCGCUACUUAACAGAAAUCAUGGACGGUUGAUUAUUUGACUGGGAAUGGACAGAAACACUAUGUAUUAAUUGUGUCUGAGUUAUUUCCCAUGCAUCUGGCCAUGUAUAAUGCUCAUGGUUAUAUUUUAAUGCCAGGAUUACAAAGGAAGACAAUCUCUGUAAGGGUUGACCAAAGGGCAGAGAGCUUGUGCCAGGCAAUGUGUACUGACAAACAGUCCUGCUAAACUCUCCAGAGCUCUUUCUCCCCAGACAUAGCUGAACAAAAGGUCUGAACUGCAGAAAUUAUUGCUAUAUUAGACAACCAGGUCUAUGAUAUCUAAACUCUAUCUAGAAGAUACUUACAUAACAUGUUUCUUGAGGUUUUUUUAUUUUUACAAAAUUGAAUUCAAAUGAGUAUCAACAGAUGAAUGACAAACUAAAUGUAGAAUUAUCUAAAAUGGAAUAUUGUUAGAUAUUUUUAAAAAUGAAUAAAAUACUAACACACCAGCCUGAAAAUAUUGCAUUACUAAGCGAAAAGAUCACACAUGGCAUGGUUCAUUGUACGUGAAAUAUCAGGAAUACGUAAACCUGUAAGCAACAGACAGGAUGCUAAAGGCAUCCAGAAAUUAUAGAAGGAGGAGAACAGGAAUAAGAACUUGAUAGAUCUCCUUUGAGAGUGUUGGAAAUAUCCUAUAACUGCACAGAGGUGGUUGUUCUCCAACAUCCUAAAUACACUAAGUCCCACUGAAUAUAGAUUGUAAAAUAACUGACUUUGUGUUGUAUAUACCUCGCAUCAACUUUUUAAAGAGUGAUAGAACACAGGCCCACUCUGCCGGAGCCACAGAAAUCCUGACCCUACAUGACUUCCUGACUACACCAGUUACCACCCUGAGCCAGGGUCCUCUCAGGUGAGAGUUGUUUUGGCCUCUUCUGGAACGUGUCCCUCCCUCUCCACGGGUAGUCACGGUCCAAGAGGAUUCUCUCUGGAGCUCCUGGUAUGUGACCUUAGGUGACCUUCGACAAAAAGGAAAACAUUUGCGGGUUGGGUCCUCUCUGUUCAAAGUGUCCUUACAAGGUCCAAGCAAGACCAGCCUGUGGAUAUGUUUUUUU